AUGCCUGAAAACGAAGAGCACGAUGACAUUGUGGAAAAGGAAGUCGCGUCGAGGUCGUGGUCAAGGACCAUCCUCGACGCCGGCAUCUGGUUCGUCAAAGAUCAGUGGUUCCUGCUGGGCAUGGUUUUAGUGGUUAUCAUCUCGUCACAGGUGCAAGUGCCGCAAGCUCAACAAGCCACAAAGCAAGUCUUGGUGUCGUAUUUAUCAGUCUCGAUUAUUUUCUUCACCAGCGGCUGCACACUCGAUACGAAGACCCUGUUCGACAACUAUGCGAAAUGGAAACACCAUUUAUUUGUUCAGGCGCAAUGUUUCCUGCUGGUGUCCGCUCUGGCCUUCGCCAUCGUGAGCCUGACGGCUUUGAAUAAGAACUUCAUGGAUCCUUGGUUGUUGAUAGGGUUGAUUUUUAAUGGUUGUCAGCCUACAGCAAUGGCCUCGAACGUCCUGUUCACCAGGAAAUCUCACGGCAAUGUGCACCUUACAGUGGUCGAAACGACCAUCGGCAACCUGAUUGGACCAUUUAUUACCCCAGUGCUCAUCAAGAUGUAUCUAUCUGGCGGACAGUGGUAUGCAGGAGUCAUUCCACAGCAGACUGGUGGAUAUCAAGCGCUAUACCGCAGGGUAUUCAUGCAAUUCGGACUAUCGAUCUAUCUGCCCAUGUUCCUGGGUCAAGUCCUGCGAUAUUUCUGUCCCAAACUGGUGAACAAAGUCUUUGUCGACUGGAAAAUCGGCAAAUUCGCCUCAUGUGCAAUGCUUUCACUGCUCUGGCAAACCUUCGAUCAUGCUUUUGGAACUCAGGCAUUUGAAGCGGUCAAGUCGUCGAAUUUGAUUUUCAUUGUAUUCAUUACUAUUGUCAAUUAUGGUACCUGGCUUGCAAUUUCGUUCGUGACGUCUAUCCCAUGGCUCAACAGAGAGGACACUAUAGCAGUAGCCAUGUGUGCUCCCGCAAAGACUCUGGCUCUAGGGGUUCCUAUCAGUUUCUUGCUGUUCACUGGGAUUAGUGCUCUGGAAGAAGCGAAGAUUCAGAUACCAAUGCUGAUUUUCCAAGUCUUACAGAUGGGACUGGCAAGCCUGACGACCAUUGGGUUCAGAAGAUGGGUAGAUGCAGGAGAGAGACGAAAAGCGCAAACGCAGGUGCAAGACGAAGAGUUCUCGGUGCAUAGACAAGAGGUAGACGCUCGUGCAGUAAAAGAAGCUGCGUGA
Lithohypha guttulata is the source of this 1200-nucleotide messenger RNA. RefSeq lists its product as uncharacterized. Gene Ontology annotation, cellular component: plasma membrane. Bases 1 to 1200 code for a protein of 399 amino acids. Lineage: Eukaryota; Fungi; Ascomycota; Eurotiomycetes; Chaetothyriales; Trichomeriaceae. The transcript has a single exon. The record is from RefSeq and is a predicted model, not a curated record.